Molecule: messenger RNA, 393 nt
Organism: Racocetra persica
Lineage: Eukaryota; Fungi; Glomeromycota; Glomeromycetes; Diversisporales; Gigasporaceae
Source: the annotation of a GenBank genome assembly
AUGACCUUUUCAUUUACCAAUUAUUUGGAGGAGAAUAAGGAUAUAUUUGCAUAUUAUGGAGGGGAGGAUACUUUCACAAAUCACACAAAUUUCGCAAAUUAUAUAAAAAAUUCUUUCACAACUAAUAUGAAAAAUUCUUUCACAAAUCAUAUGGAAAAUUCUUUCACAACUAAUAUGGAAAAUUCUUUCACAUAUAAUAUGGAAAAUUCUUUUACAAAUCAUUCAUACAAGAUGAAUGAUGUAAUACAAAUGAAUACCCUAGUUAUUGAUAAAGGCAUUGGAGUGGAUAAAGACAUUGAAGCGGAUAAAGGCAUUAGAGCAGAUAAAGGCAUUGGAGUGGAUAAAGGCAUUGGAGCAGAUAAAGAUAUUGAGCGAAUAAAGGCAUUGGAAUAG